AUGUUCCCUUACCACCACUGCUCCGUAGCGGCUCCGUCUGCCGCCGCUUUGCUGCCUCAGUUUGGACGAUACGCAAAUAAGUGAAAACUCUGAGGCGGUUGGCUCAUCGUCUGCUGAUAGUUCCCGUAAACAUGGCAAGCCCACAGAGAGAAACAGCUGAGGAACGUCGGAAAAAGGUGCUGGUCGGAGAGCUGCCAGAAGACUUUCUCCGACUCAAUGUCUCGCCGCCGGCGGAAUCUGUUGAGGCAUCCGGAGACCUCUCCCCGGGUUCGCAGAGGGCGCGUCAAAUAGCUUCAGAUGAGCAGGCAGCGAUAGCCAUGCAACGCCAAAUGGAGAUGCUCACAACUUCCCAAAAUCUUGGGAGACUCACGCUGACAGUUGUCGAGGCUCGCUUGGUCAAGAAUUACGGUAUGACCAGGAUGGAUCCCUACGUCCGGCUCCGCAUCGGCCACAAUAUCUACGAAACCAAUACCCACUACAAUGGAGCAAAAAACCCGCGCUGGGAUAAAGUUUUCCAUUGUUUUAUACCGCCUGGAGUCAACUCAUUCCUCAUUGAAAUUUUCGACGAGUGCGCGUUCACAGCGAGCGAAAAGAUUGCGUGGGCGCAUGUGCAGAUUCCCGAGGCCGUUAUAACGGCUGGCGAGACCAAUGAGGAAUGGAUCCCUCUGAAUGGGAAGCAGGGCGAUGGCAAGGAGGGUGCAAUCAAUCUCGUGAUGAGCUACACGGUGAUCCCCCGGGGCUCCAUGAUAUCACCGCAAGUCAUGUAUCUAAACGGUAGCCCCGUACCUACUACGUACGGUUACGGAUCCUCGGUCCGUCCUGUGACCACGGUUGUGCAGGGUGUGCCCAUGCAUCCGACCGGAAUUGCACCGGGUCCCGUGCUCCAAGCGCCAGCCAUGGUCCAACCGGUGCAGCCCCGUCCCGAACCACCUGCUCCAACACCGAUUACUGAGGAGGAUUUCAAGCAGCUGCAAGAAAUGUUCCCAUCGGUCGAGAAGACGGUCAUCGAGAGCGUUCUGGAGUCACACAACGGCGACAAGAAUCGAGCCAUAUCCGACUUGUUACAGCUCACGAAUUAAAUUGUUCUACUUAUUCUAUGCGUUCAGGAGCUGUACCGUGGUUUUGUAUAGAGUUUCGAAGACGUCAAAACGACUCUGAUCAACAUUCCGAAAUUGAAUUGUGUUAGUGUCAUGUGGCGGACCUUGUUUCUUACUAAGUAGCACCCGUGUUCUGUUGAAGAUGCAAUCCUAGUCAAAACGGAGUGCCUAUGUGUUUUGAAUCAUCGAAGAAUGAAGGACUUCCGAUUCUCUUCCGCGGUGACGUGUACGAUAAAAUCGCCAAAACUCUAGUUCGAUUGGAGCGACUCAGGGUUUACGGAGGACCCAUAAUAAAAAUAUCAACCAA
Messenger RNA from Galendromus occidentalis (western predatory mite), 1404 nucleotides. RefSeq names its product toll-interacting protein. Lineage: Eukaryota; Metazoa; Arthropoda; Arachnida; Mesostigmata; Phytoseiidae. Gene Ontology annotation, biological process: ubiquitin-dependent protein catabolic process. The coding region runs from base 132 to 1079 and encodes 315 amino acids. The record is from RefSeq and is a predicted model, not a curated record. Gene Ontology annotation, cellular component: cytoplasm. The transcript has 6 exons. Gene Ontology annotation, molecular function: ubiquitin binding; ubiquitin conjugating enzyme binding.